AUGUCCAUUUCUGGGACUCUUAGCAAUUAUUAUGUCGACUCUAUUAUAAGUCAUGAAAGUGAAGACUCGCCUUCAGCCAAAUUUUCAUCUGGGCAAUAUACAAGUUCCAGGCAAGCUGGGCAUAAUGAACAUCUAGAAUUCCCCUCUUGUAGUUUUCAGCCAAAACCUCCAGUUUUCAGCGCCUCCUGGACUCCUUUGAAUCCACAUUCUUCUGGUACCCUUCCUGCCGUCUACCAUCCAUAUAUUCAACAUCAAAGCGUCCCAUCUGAUAGCAGGUAUCUACGGAGCUGGCUGGAUCCAGUGCCCAGAGCAGAGAACCUCCCCGGGCAGGGAUCUGUUAAGGCAGAGCCGCUGCUGGGCCGUCCCGGGGAUGUCCAUAAACAGGGAACACAGGAGUACAAUUUAGAAACUUCUGCUGGAAGGGAAGGGAUCGUUUCCAAUCAAAGGCCCAGCUUCGAGGACAAUAAAGUUUGUGAAGGAAGCGAAGACAAAGACAGAACAGAUCAAACCAACCCAGCUGCCAGCUGGCUUCACGCCCGUUCCUCCAGAAAAAAGCGAUGCCCUUACACGAAAUACCAGACCCUGGAACUAGAGAAGGAGUUUUUAUUCAAUAUGUACCUGACGAGGGACCGUAGACAUGAAGUGGCCAGACUCCUCAACCUGAGUGAGAGACAAGUCAAAAUCUGGUUUCAGAACCGAAGGAUGAAAAUGAAGAAAAUGAACAAGGAACAGGGCAAAGAGUGA
Cygnus atratus (black swan) is the source of this 744-nucleotide messenger RNA. It is a transcript of the gene HOXB9, whose product is annotated as homeobox B9. Gene Ontology annotation, cellular component: nucleus. The transcript has 2 exons. Bases 1 to 744 code for a protein of 247 amino acids. Gene Ontology annotation, molecular function: RNA polymerase II cis-regulatory region sequence-specific DNA binding; DNA-binding transcription factor activity, RNA polymerase II-specific. Lineage: Eukaryota; Metazoa; Chordata; Aves; Anseriformes; Anatidae. The record is from RefSeq and is a predicted model, not a curated record. Gene Ontology annotation, biological process: DNA-templated transcription; embryonic skeletal system morphogenesis; anterior/posterior pattern specification.